Messenger RNA from Bipolaris victoriae FI3, 1212 nucleotides. RefSeq lists its product as hypothetical. The transcript is spliced from 2 exons. The coding region runs from base 1 to 1212 and encodes 403 amino acids. The record is from RefSeq and is a predicted model, not a curated record. Lineage: Eukaryota; Fungi; Ascomycota; Dothideomycetes; Pleosporales; Pleosporaceae.
AUGCGAUUCACUUGGAGCAAGCGUGGACAGGACACCUACUUCCAAAGCCCCCAUCGAUUACGAUAUCUCGCCUGUGACUUUCAAGUCAACCCUCCGCCGCAUCCAACCCCCGUGUAUUGCAUUCAAGCCGCUUCGGAUGCCCGUUAUCCGCUUUUUAUGACACCUCACACGUCAUUCAUCAUGCUACGGACAAACCCACUUUACUUUGGCAGUGUGGCCGACAUGGCACCAAUAAUCGGUCCGCCACCACGCCGGAGAAAAGGCCCAGAUGCAGAGCUGAGAUUGGCCCAGGCCUCUUAUCUGUGGGAUAAGCAGUCAACGAACCCGCAAGUACUCCGAUUCAAAAGAUUCAGUCAUAGCUCCCUUGAAAGCCUAUAUGAGGCUGUCCUCAACGUUUGCCAUAGCCCAGCCAGUCUGACUUCAGGUAAUCUUUUAGACUUGCUCCCGCGCCCUGCACACCCAGAGGUCGGCAUAGCAAUUGGUACGAGCCCGUCAGUGGCGCCUUCUCGACACUUCUUCAUCGUCAACAUGGCUUCAGCGUGUCCUCUUGGGCAAGCAUUCGCUCUUCUUAUCCCGCUAUCAAAAACUGCAGCCGCUACGACAACAGUUCGGCGAAACCUUCCGUAUAUCAUCGGUCACGAUGAUAUUGAUGUCACACCAGCUAUCAGACACCGCAUUAUUAGACUAUCCUUCAAUGCUAUCGCAGGACGCCGCUCCUUUACAUUCGGUGCCUCACGAGCCAGUGAUUACCAGUUACCACAUCUGGAUGGGAUUGCUAAGCAUCAUUUCGCCCUUUAUUUUGACUCCAAUGACCAUGCUCUAUACCUCAACAAUACCAGUUCGGAACGCAUACACCUCUCGUCAGCGGCGUCUAUUAUUCUACUUACUACAUCAAAUUCUCCAUUCCGCAUAACUACCCCUUCAACCACAAUCACCGUAGGCUCAAAAGCUUGUAGAUUCAAGCUCAUGUUGCCCACACCUACCCUUGCCUAUGAGGAAGCCGUUAAAAACCAUUUUCUCUUGUUACGAGAGUCUGCUUCUCUAAACCCAGUCAACCCAGUCGCACUCAACCCAGUCGAAUCUAAUCUUCCUAAGAAACAUGAACUCACGCUGCCCUCUUUCACGAUAUCAUCCGUCUAUCAGGAGUGCCUACUAGCAUUGUUAUUCAUCGCAGCCAUGAUAUUGGUCUAUAGGUCAGGAGCUUUUAAGUAG